CUAUCACAUUAUCCAAUGGUGGUCUUAAUGUUAAUCGUUUUUUCAUCAAGGGAAUUAUAUAAAUAGUGUAAAUAAAUAAAUUUGUUCUGAGUGGGCCAAGUUAUUGUUGAUGACAUUCAUCUCGUGCAUUGUCUUUAGAGACCCAAAAGCGGCGGUAGGGUUGGUUGGUAGGACSGUUGCGAUUCAUUGUGCACAAGGUAAGCGGCUUCUCCUUGUUGAUGGGAAUUCGCUGACAGAGCACCAGUUGUUUUCGCAGGCAGAUGUUGGCGACUGAAGUGGGCUACCGGUUACAACUUUAAUUUUAAUGCUAAGGAAAAUUCGAUGACACGUGCUCUUAUCGCUAGUUUAAACUGAAAUGUAUGGUAUGCGCUCGGCCACCAAUCACUACAGAUAGACUCCACUAGACACCUCCACACCUCCAGCAAUGAUGGCUGUGCUCCGCUCGGGAGGGAGAGUGUUCAUCAUGCUCCUCAUUAGCAGGAUGUUAGAGAACUCGCUGCUCAGCGCUGAAGUGAAAGAGGGAGAGAUUCUGCCMCCCACCAUUCAGAAGCUGAUGAAAGGAUACAACAAGUACCUCAGGCCUUUUUUUGACAAUGGGCCAGUGACUGUGGGCAUGAGUUUGGACAUUGCCAGCAUUGACACCAUAUCAGAGAUCAACAUGGACUACACGGCCACUAUCUURCUGCGUCAGCGCUGGACAGACGAGCGCCUGGUGUUUGAGGGUAACAAGAGCCUGAGUCUGGACGGCAGGCUGGUGGAGCUGCUCUGGGUACCAGACACCUUCAUCGUAGACUCCAAAAAGUCCUUCCUCCAUGACAUCACUGUGGAGAACAGGCUGAUCAGGAUCUUCCCCAAUGGAACGGUGCUCUACGCCCUGAGGAUCACCACCACUGUGGCCUGCAACAUGGACCUGACCAAGUACCCCAUGGACAAGCAGACCUGCACUCUGCAACUGGAGAGCUGGGGCUACAACAUCAAUGAUGUGAUGUUCUACUGGACCAGAGGGAAUGAGUCGGUCAGUGGUUUGGAUACGCUGCGUCUGGCUCAGUACACAGUAGAGGACCACUACACCUCUGCGUCUGAGGCCAUCUAUGAAACAGGCCACUACCCCAAGCUGAUCUUCCACUUUGAGCUGAAGAGAAGCAUCCUGUACUUCAUCCUGGAGACGUACGUUCCCUCCAGCCUGCUGGUGGUCCUCUCCUGGGUCUCUUUCUGGAUCAGCCAGUCUUCCGUCCCCGCAAGGAUCUGUAUCGGAGUGACCACGGUUCUGACCAUGACCACGUUAAUGAUGGGUGCCAGGACGUCCCUGCCCAACGCCAACUGUUUCAUCAAAGCCAUCGACGUGUACCUGGGCAUCUGCUUCAGCUUCAUCUUCGGAGCCCUGAUCGAGUACGCCGUGGCCCACUUCUGCACCCUUAACCAUCCCGACGCCAACAUUGUCAUGUACGGUCACCAGAUGGGAGGCUUUGACGAGGAGAUGAACGGCAUGGUCACCACCAUCGCCGCUGAAAACAACAGGGCCAAGKGGCGUAAGGAGAAAGCUGCUGCAGAUGAGGCGGCCUUAGCGCCCACAGGUGACCUGGAACUUUGCCCCUCCAGCCCCACUGGCAGUGAGCCCAAGCCUGAGGCCCCUGAGGAGCCCCCCAACCGCUGCCUCAUUGUCCUGGUCUUCCUCCGCAAGGUCCUGCGCAAAGCUGCAAACUGUUGCCAUGUGGAGAAUCCCCACUUAAUAGACAAUUACUCCAGGAUGACCUUCCCCCUCUCCUUUGUAUUUGUCAACCUCCUCUAUUGGACAUACUACCUGUACUUGUAAUCACAGGGGUGUGGGAGUGUGUUUGCGUAUGUUUCUGUCUGUGAUUCAUUCAUYUGUUUUUUUCUCAAACAAUGCACAUUUUUACAUUCAUGUCAUGAGUGAGGCAUAGUGUACAGUCAACAUCCUUAGGAGAAUAAAAUGUCCAUGCCACAUUUAUUAUACCUUAUUUGGCUCAUUACAGCUUUCAUAAUUGAUUGAUUUCCAUGUUGUUAUUUUAUUCUCGCCUGCUGAUGGUCAUAGACGACCUACAGAUAUAGGACCUUAAUAUGAGCCAGUUUUCUACAGCAGGAAAAUUAUCCUGCAGCAACAUGACAUGUGAAUUAUAUGGACAAUAAUUAAUAACUUUUUUUGUAGGGGUUGAUACAUUUUUCAUUACGGCAAAUCYAGUGUGACAUUUUAAAGUACAAAUGUCAAACUUUAGAAGCCUUUUUAAACCUUGAAUACUCUCUCUCUCUAACUCUCUCUCAAAACAAUUUCAAUUUAAGUUGCUUUACUGGCAUGAGAAACAUUAUGUUUACAUUCCCAAAGAAAGUGAAAUAGAUAAUAAACAAAAGUGAAAUAAACAUACAAAAAUUACCAGUAAACAUUACACAAA
Messenger RNA from Salvelinus sp. IW2-2015, 2408 nucleotides. RefSeq names its product gamma-aminobutyric acid receptor subunit pi. Gene Ontology annotation, cellular component: synapse; plasma membrane; neuron projection. Gene Ontology annotation, biological process: chloride transmembrane transport; regulation of membrane potential; nervous system process. NCBI's taxonomy places the organism in Eukaryota, Metazoa, Chordata, Actinopteri, Salmoniformes, Salmonidae. Gene Ontology annotation, molecular function: neurotransmitter receptor activity; extracellular ligand-gated monoatomic ion channel activity; GABA-A receptor activity. The record is from RefSeq and is a predicted model, not a curated record.